AUGUCUGUCCAUAUCUCCCAUGACUCCAUCAAUUCCAACUCCACCAAUUUCAACGCAGAGGAAUCUAUUGCAAAAGCCCAUGAGGCCAUUGAAUCACUCUCUUCCAUCCUUGGUGAUUUACCUUCUCCUCUCUCCUCUGAUAACCCUGCCGCCUCUCUCCUCCACAACACUGAACUUGCAGCCAAGAUCUCAUCACACCUCCGGCAACCCAAUUCCGGUGCCGGUAAUAACCCCCUUUGUCGAUGGCUUUACGAUACAUUCCAAUCGUCCGAUCCGAAUCUUCAACUAGUUGUAUUGAGAUUCUUGCCUAUCAUAUCCGGAAUUUACCUCUCUCGAGCCAUUUCUCGAAAGCCCCUUGCCGGAUUCGAGGCUGUACUCUUAGCUUUAUAUGCCCAUGAGACCACAUCAAGAGCUGGCCAAGCUAUAACUGUUACCAUCCCAUGCCUUUCACGUUCAAGCAUAUAUCAUGAAUCCAAAGUCUCUACCAACAGCAAUGCUAGUGGCCUCAAUAUAGCUGUUUUGUCACCAAGCCUAGAGCCCCAUGGCACUGUUAGAGCAACAAAGAGGGCCCGAAUUGUUGGUGUGGCCUUGGAGUUGUAUUUUACUAAAAUAUCCCUCAUGCCCAUUGGCUCUAAGAUUGAUUUUUGUGAGUUUUGUAUGAAUUGGGCUGGUCAUAAAGAUGAUAAGGAACAGAGUAGUUCAUCUGAGAUGAGGAAUGAAAAUGAAAGUGUUGUUAAAGGUGGAAGAAAUGUUUCUAUUAUUGAAGGUGAGGAGAGGAGGGGAAGGAUUCCUCUGCCUUGGGAGCUUCUACAACCAAUUUUGAGGGUGUUGGGUCAUUGUCUUGUGGGUCCAAACAAUUCAGAGGAGCUGACACAGGCUGCACUUGCUGCCUCUAGGUGUUUGUAUGAAAGGGCAUUGCAUGAAGUUAACCCUAGAGCGAUUCUAGCCGUUGAAAGUCUUCUGAAGCUGGCAAAGGUGGCAAUGGAUUCAACUGAUAAAACAGAUCCAACAGAGAUUUAUGAAGAUAAUAUCAUCACCCUCUAA
Molecule: messenger RNA, 1044 nt
Organism: Telopea speciosissima
Lineage: Eukaryota; Viridiplantae; Streptophyta; Magnoliopsida; Proteales; Proteaceae
Product: hyccin
Exons: 1
Coding region: 1-1044 (347 amino acids)
Biological process (GO): phosphatidylinositol phosphate biosynthetic process; protein localization to plasma membrane
Cellular component (GO): plasma membrane
Source: RefSeq, a predicted model, not a curated record